Molecule: messenger RNA, 1647 nt
Organism: Oppia nitens
Lineage: Eukaryota; Metazoa; Arthropoda; Arachnida; Sarcoptiformes; Oppiidae
Product: NDP-glycosyltransferase YjiC-like
Exons: 4
Coding region: 1-1647 (548 amino acids)
Biological process (GO): G protein-coupled receptor signaling pathway
Cellular component (GO): membrane
Molecular function (GO): G protein-coupled receptor activity; UDP-glycosyltransferase activity
Source: RefSeq, a predicted model, not a curated record
AUGACAAUUAAUGGCAAACUGGAUAUACUAUUCAUACCGUUUGUAGGCAUCGGUCACGUAAACGCCUGCAUCGGUAUUGCAGAAGUGUUGAGCAAUAGUGGACAUAGAGUUACGUUUGCCAUCAGUGAACAGUUUGAGGGUUUGCUACAGAAGUAUGGUUUUCGUGAAUUACUGCUACCAGAAGUCGAGGACAGACCUAAAGAUGUAGAUCCGGGAUUAAUUUUGGCCGAUAUUUUCCUUAAAUUGGGUAAUGUUUUCGCCGAUUUGUCGCCAUUAGAGAAGAUCAGCCAACGAGGAGUGGGUAUGAAUAUGCGUGUCGAGUAUUAUAUCAAAUUAGACAAAACCAUUGAUGGACUGCUAAAGAUGAGCAAACCUGAUGUCAUAAUACUGGAUCAGCUCAUGUCAUUGCCGUCGGUAGAAAUAUCGGGCAUACCGUAUGUCUGGUGUUGGAGUACUAACCCAUUGCUUAUGGUUGACGACGAGAGGACACCGCCUUCUGGAUCAGGUUUGUCAGCUUUCGGUGAUAGCAAUGAUUGGAAAGUUUUUCGUGAAAUAAGAGACAAAACAUUUAGAGACGCCUGGAAUCGAUUCAACGAUUAUGUACUAUCAAAGGGUUGUUUACCAUUAAAACCAUACGCUUUUAGCAACAGAUCCCAGUGUCUAAACAUUUAUGGUUAUCCUAAAGAGUUGGACUAUUUAGAUAUCAGACCACUGCCUAAAAACUAUAUACGAUUUGAUAAUCUUAAACGCGAAGACAUUCAUUCAUCGUUUGAAAUACCGGUACAAUUGAAUGGUCGUCCGGGAAGUCUUAUCUAUUUUUCGUUGGGUUCGAUGGGCGGAGUGGACGUCGAAAAUAUGCAACGAUUAGUGUCCAUAUUAGCUAAAUCACCUAAUAGGUUUAUCAUUUCGAAAGGACCCAAACAUAACGAGUACACAUUGGCUGAAAACAUGUGGGGCCAGAAAUCGGUGCCACAGAUACAGGUGCUGCCAAUGGUAGACCUUGUGAUUACACACGGCGGCAAUAAUACCAUUACCGAGACUUUCUAUUUUGGUAAACCAAUGAUUGUAAUGCCAUUGUUUGGGGAUCAGUACGACAACGCCCAGAGAGUUGAAGAAAUGGGAUUUGGUUUCAGACUCGAUGUCUACAAAUGUACUGAAAAGCAAUUGUUAAGYGCUAUCGAACAGCUUCUGGAGGACAGGGAUCUAAAGGAACUGACCAGAAAUGAUAGCGAAAUAUUUGAUAUGUUAUUMACAAAUAUGACCACAAAUAUGAUGACAAAUAUAACUGGAAAACAUGACGUACCAGCACUGGCAGCAGUGACCGGUUUCUGGAAACAGUUACUAUUGUGUACACUCUAUUUGAUUACAUCUUUGGUUGCCUUUAUUGGCAAUCUUUUAUCAAUACUUGUGCUACUAAUAGGCAAACGGUCGUCACCUGAGCUCAAAAAAUAUCUCAUAUGUCUGUCAGUGUCGGACCUAUUGAUGGCCUUGUUUUGCAUACCGUUUACGUUCACUGACUUUAUGUUAGGUCAUUGGGUUUUGCCGCACGUUUUGUGUCCAUUCGCACAGUUUAUCACAAUAUUUUCGUUGUGCGCUUCGGUAACGACUUUGUCGGCCAUUGCCGUUGAACGAUCCACACUUUCCUAA